Anthostomella pinea is the source of this 1110-nucleotide messenger RNA. The record is from the annotation of a GenBank genome assembly. Lineage: Eukaryota; Fungi; Ascomycota; Sordariomycetes; Xylariales; Xylariaceae.
AUGCAGUCUCAGGAGGCUAUGAAUCCCAUAAACACAACAAAUACAGAGGGCUCAGACCCGAGUCAGCUCGGAAUGGGUCUCCAUCAACCGCAGCACGGAUCUUCGUCCGUCAAGCCACGCCGCAGGCGGGAGUCCGUUGAGCUGCUCGAGGCGCGGUACAAGGCGCUGAUGCGGAAUAUGUUGGCGUACCAGCAGAUGCGAGUCCGGGCUUCGUACGGAGGAGGGCCGGGCAUGAACCAGACACAGACACAGAUACAGCUACCGACACAUCAGCACCAGCAACAGCAACACAACCCCGAAAACCUCGACUCAUCUGCCACACCUACAACCUCCUCAUCAUCAACCACGACACCGAUGGAGGAGACGCCCUCAAUGCACAUCAACAUGAACCACAACCACGGGCACUACCAGCAGCAGCAAACCCAAUACGCACCCCACAGCCUGCAGAUCCAGGCGGCCUCGACGCACCACAGCCGCCAGCAGCAGAAGCGCGACCGCGCCUCGCGGCGCAACCUGCAGCAGGGCAGCAACAGCAACCGUCCGAGACCCGUCUACCCCAACAACAAUGGCGGGCACGGCAACAACAGCAACCGUCCGAGACCCGUCUACCCCAACAACAAUGGCGGGCACGGCAACAACAGCAACAGCAACAGCAACAGCAGGAGCAGCAGCGCAGCACGGCAGCCUCGGUCCCGGACCGCGGCCAUGCAGCUGGCCUUGGACGAGCUUACCAACACAGCCACUACUGCUGCUGGACAGAAUCAGUCUUCUGCGCACCACCACCAGGUCCAGCAACACCAUAUGCACCCGGUAGUUCACUACCAACAACAGCAGCAGCAGGGACAGCAGCUUUCACACAUCCAGAUGCAGACGCAGACGUACGGACAUCAUACACAAGCCAACACGCAUAAUAACCCCCUGAUGCUCGAUGCCUCGCUGACCGACUACGACCACACGAUGCCAUCUUUCGAGGAGCAGCUAUCAUCGUUCGACCCCAGCGGGAUGGCGUCUCUGCAGCACCAUUCACUGUCGUCCCUGGAGCCGACGCACAACAGCGUCGAAGAUGAUCUGGUGCUGGAAUGUUUUGUUUCGAGCAUGGCGGACAUGUAA